Molecule: messenger RNA, 453 nt
Organism: Heterobilharzia americana
Lineage: Eukaryota; Metazoa; Platyhelminthes; Trematoda; Strigeidida; Schistosomatidae
Source: the annotation of a GenBank genome assembly
AUGUUAAUUGCUAUGAUGAACAGCUCUUAUGAACAAAUUGUGGGUCAAGUAGAUGUAGAAUGGAAAUUUGCACGUUCAAAAUUAUGGAUAAGUUUUUUUGGUGAAGGUUGUACUGUUCCCGUACCAUUCAAUAUUAUACCCACACCAAAAGCAUUUAUGUAUAUGCUGAAUUCAUUUAGAAAAUUAUUUGUCAAUUGUUAUAAAGAAAAAUUACAUCGUAAUAAUUGGGAAACAAUUCGUCAACGCGUAAAACAAGUGAAGGAACGUGAAGCACGUUAUCAAGUUGUCAUGCGUGAAUUGACAAAGCGUUAUAUUAUGCAAAAGCUUAGAUCUAGUGAAAAUGAUACUGUUAGUCCAUAUGAUUUAAGUGAAAUUAAAGGGGAUAUCAGUGCUUUCCGACAUGAAUUAUUGGAUAUACUUAAAUCGAAUGGAAUGAAAAUACCAGACAGGUAA